UGGUUUGUGUUUGUCCCCACAGACUUCUCCAAACACAUGCCAGGUGCUCAUGGGAGCAGGCACCUGGGGCCAGGGACACAGGUGACACACAGGCGCCUGCACAGCCGCAUGUGUUGAGUGGCUUGGGCAGUGGCUGGAUGACAGUCUGCCCUGUCCCAAGCUUGGGACAAAAGGAGGGCCGGCUUCCUGGCCCUGCGCGUCCGCCAGGGCCUUCCCUCUGCGUGCGCCUCGGGUCUCUACCACUUCUCAUGAAGGGACAGAAUCAGCUUCUCAAAGGCCCCGUCUCCCAAGCAGGGCCACGGCAGGGGUCAGGGCUUUGACAUACGAAUCUGGGGACCCAGUUCAGUCCCAAGCCCUGCCUUGCUCAGGCACACGCUCUGGUCCCUGCACGUGCACUCAGCACCCUCACUGUGGCCACUGGCCCUGGGGCAUCUGGUCCAUCACAGCCACUGGACACUGCACUGGACACUUGGACUGGUGACCACACACUGGAGCCUGGGCGCCACCAUUCCUCUGCACCUGAUGUCCACGAGAAGGUCCAGGCUGUGAGGGGGCCUGUCUUCUGAACCAAUGUGUUACCUCAGUUCACCCACAUGCUCUGGGCACCCUUUUGCUGAGGAGCUGAGGAUUGGCAUUAGUGGGGCCUGCAGGGGUAGCCAUCCUCUCCUAUUGGGCCUGUCCUGUGCGGGGAAGCCCUUAUAGCCACAUCCUGCAAGGAAAAACCCCAGACUCCUGCGCCGCCAGUGGAGACGAGGAUGUGUGUGGGGGCUCAGUGGCCCAGGGCGCCCCAUUCAGCCGUCCUGCUCCUGGGACUUGUGCUGGGCGCCGCGGCCCGGCUCAGCUGUGGUGGGAGCACCUACCCUGAAGGCAACAGGUGCUGUAACGAGUGCCUGGCAGGCUAUGGGAUGGAGAGUCGCUGCAGUGGCCACAGCGACACAGUGUGCAGCCCUUGUGAGUCCGGCUUCUACAACGAGGCGCCCAACUACGAGGCCUGCAAGCCGUGCACGCAGUGCAACCAGAAAAGUGGGAGCGAGCCCCAGCAGAGAUGCACGGCCACACAGGACACCGUCUGCCGCUGCAGGCCGGGCACCCAGCCCCAGGAUGGCUACAAGCGUGGAGUGGACUGUGCCCCGUGCCCCCCAGGACACUUCUCCCCAGGCAACAACCAGGCCUGCAGGCCCUGGACCAACUGCACCUUGGCAGGAAAGCGCACACUGAGGCCAGCCAACGGGAGUUCCGACACCAUCUGUGAGGACAGGACCCCCCCAGACACACCGUCCCGGGAGACCCAGGGCCCCCCAGACUGGCACCCCACCACCCAGCCCACUGCUGCCUGGCCCAGGGCCUCCUGGGAGCCCUCCACACCCCCCACAGAACCCCCCAGGGGUCCCCAGCUGGCCACCGUCCUGGGCCUGGGCCUGGGCCUGCUUGCUCCUGUGGCCACAGCUCUUGCUCUGCUCCUGCACCACAGGGCCUGGCGGCUGCCACUCAAAAGGGGAAACAGCUUCCGGACCCCCAUCCAAGAGGAGCAGGCCGAUGCCAACUCCACGCUGGCCAAGAUCUGAGCAGCGACUGCUGGGGUGAGAGCUGGUACCAGGGGCCCAAACAGUCUGCCUGACCUCGAGGGGGCAGUGGCAGCAUCCCCAGGCACAGACCACCAGAUCCCGUUGCCACAGGGUCCCCCUGCCUGUCACCCAUCACCCCAUUACCCUGUGUCACAUCACCCCAUCACACCUCCACCCUCUCACCCUAGUCACCCCAUCACCCGUCGCUCCCCAUCCUGCUGCCCACUGCCCGCCCUGCACCGUUUUAGGUGCUCCUGGGCUGGCUCCUGGGCUCUGCUAUGUAUGCCAUGCAUACCCCUGCCCAGGGUGGCACCCCUCUUCCCAAUAAACGAUGUUGGCACACAUGGGUCUCUGACUGGCACCAGUGGGCUGGGGGCUGUGCACAUCUGACUAGGGCAGGCUGUGGGUUAGGGGCCUCAAGCAGACCAUGCCAGACCCCCGGGCCACUGUCCUGCCCCAGUCUCUGGGCCCAUCCCAGUACCUGCCAGUGGGUGGGGCCCAAAUUACUAUCCUGGGAGGUUCAGUGAUGGGGGCCUGCUGGGCAAGUCCCGGAGCUGCUGCUGCGGUGAGACCCCAAACCCAGGUGGGAGGCCUGAGGGUGGGGCCGGGGCUCCUGGGCCAGGACACUCGAGGCGGGCUCUUGGGUCUUUGCCCUUCUUCCUUCUUCUGGCCCCUCAAGUGCCAUGUCCUGUGAGAGCUACUGUGUGGUGAACCCCAGGAAUGCCCACCGAUGCCCGCAGGCCCCCCGAGGCACCCGAGGCCAGCUGGGUGCCUUCCAGUCUCCGAAUGGGCAGACCUGGUGUCUCCAGGCGUGAAUGAAAGCAGGCAGCUCCGAGCAAAAGGCCCCGAGACAGAAGGACCCGGCCGCUGUGGGCACUGGGCAAGUGCCUCCUGAGCCGGCCAAGCAGGGGCAGGUCUUCAGCUCCCAGGCUGAUCCUGCUGGGCAUCAUGCCUGCUGGCAGGUGCCCAGCACCACUGCUGCGGCCCUGCAGGCCAGGCGCUCUGACCCUCUGUGCAGUGUGGAGGCUCCCGGUCUGUAUGGCAGAGCCUCAGUGCCUCCCCACCCUGCCUUAGUCCUUGGGCAGCUUUGUCCCCAGAGUCACUCGGAUGCCCGUCCGUCCCCCAUGCAGACCCCAGUCCCAGUGCUGGCCCGUCUGGUGAGCGUGCGCUCCUGGGUCCCUGCGAGCUGCUGGCGUGGGCUCAUCAGUGAGCACAACAGGGCAACCCUGCGCUUGGGUCGGGCAGCAAAUCGGCACCCCGGGUCUGGGGCCGAUGCUCCCCAGGACAGCCUGGAGAGGCCGUGGACCUGAUAGAGGGGCUGUGAGGGUGGGCAGGGGAGGAGGGGCCAGUCCUUGGGGCCUGGAAAGUCGAAGGUCAUGGGGAAGGGCUUCCUUCCCAAACCUCCAGCUGUUCCCCUGGCCAGGACACCCCCUGCCCCUGCCCGGCGGUCCAUCUCUGCCAUUGGAUGGAGGAAAUUGGUCACCUCUUUGCUUCCACACUGCCCCUUUAGCACACUCCCCAUCCCUCUUGCCCCGUGUCCAUCUCUGCUGAAAAAUCCC
This is a messenger RNA of Manis javanica (Malayan pangolin), 3124 nucleotides long. NCBI's taxonomy places the organism in Eukaryota, Metazoa, Chordata, Mammalia, Pholidota, Manidae. The record is from RefSeq and is a predicted model, not a curated record.